Molecule: messenger RNA, 1077 nt
Organism: Helianthus annuus (common sunflower)
Lineage: Eukaryota; Viridiplantae; Streptophyta; Magnoliopsida; Asterales; Asteraceae
Product: chloroplastic group IIB intron splicing facilitator CRS2-B, chloroplastic
Exons: 9
Coding region: 197-928 (243 amino acids)
Molecular function (GO): peptidyl-tRNA hydrolase activity
Source: RefSeq, a predicted model, not a curated record
UAAGUUAGUCAAAUCAUCCAUGGAUGGAAGUAGAACCACAAGGUUUCACUUUCAUCCAAUCAAUAAUAUUUAAUCGGAGCGUAUUCGUGUACCGUAUUCCGUUCACCCUUCUACUUCCGGCGACAUAAUUAUUUCUAUUAACCGGAGACAUAACUCAUAACCUCUUCUGGUAUUUGAAUACCACCAGGUCAGGUCAAUGUUGUAUACCGUAUCAUCUAUCCCUAAACCCUGUUUAUCUUAUCCGAAAACCACAUGGCACUCUCAAAAUCCACCAAAUCUGAAAAGGGUCAGGCUUAGAGUAUCCGCUGAAGCUAAUGGGGAUAAAGUAGAGUAUACACCAUGGUUAAUUGUUGGAUUGGGGAAUCCUGGGAAUAAGUAUCACGGAACUCGUCAUAAUGUUGGUUUUGAAAUGAUUGAUCGGAUAUCUCAAGAAGAAAGGAUUGUGAUGAAUACUAUACAGUCAAAGGCUUUAGUCGGAAUAGGUUCAAUUGGUGAAGUACCUGUUUUGAUAGCAAAGCCUCAGGGGUAUAUGAAUUUCAGUGGAGAAUCGGUUGGGCCCCUUGCUGCAUAUUAUCAAGUACCACUGCGUCAUAUCCUACUGGUAUAUGACGAGAUGAGCUUGCCGAAUGGUGUUUUGAGGCUUCAGCCCAGGGGAGGACAUGGGUACCAUAAUGGAAUGAAGAGUGUGAUUGAACAUUUGGAUGGUCGCCGCGAAUUCCCACGGUUCUGCAUAGGUAUCGGCGAUCCACCUGGCACCAUGGACAUGAAGGCCUUCCUUUUGCAGAAGUUUAGUGAUACAGAACGAAAAGAGAUAGAUAAAGCCCUGGAACAAGGGGUAGACGCGGUGAGGAGCCUCAUAUCGUUUGGAUUCAAUGAUAGGAUCACUAGGUUUAAUUUAGGGCAGAAAUACAAAUAUAACAAAGUUUAAGGGCAAGCCGAUUCGUAAAAGUUAAUGUUUAGUUUACACAUUGAUAAAUUUGAUGACUUUUGGUCAACUGUACCUCUAGGUAAGAACUGUUUAGUUAUAUAUUGAUUAUAUCAUAUAAAUAUAAUUAAGUUGUCCACUUUUAAAAUCCA